Molecule: messenger RNA, 1687 nt
Organism: Cannabis sativa
Lineage: Eukaryota; Viridiplantae; Streptophyta; Magnoliopsida; Rosales; Cannabaceae
Exons: 2
Coding region: 121-1527 (468 amino acids)
Source: RefSeq, a predicted model, not a curated record
CAUUCACAAUCUCAUAAAACAUAUUUCAUUAUUUCUCAAAUAAUAGAAGUAUUGAGAACAUAUUGAGAAAGAGAAAAAAAAAACACAUAUAAUUAUUAGUUAUAUAAAUCUUAAUUAGAGAUGGCUAGAUCAAGAAAGUCACAUGUAAUUGUGGCUCUCUUGGUUAUGUUAAUCUCAAUUGAAUUGUCCAUCAACGUUAUGGGCCAAGCCCAAGGUGGUAACAAUAACGGAAAUGACAACGGCAACAAUAACACUGGAGACAACAACGGUAACGGUAACGGCAACAACAAUACUGGAGAUAAUAACGGGAACAACAAUGGUAACAACAACACUGGAAGCAACAACGGUAACGGUAAUGGAAACAACAAUAGUGGAAGUAACAAUGGAAAUGGAAACGGAAAUAAUAAUGGUGGAAGUAAUAAUGGAAAUGGAAACGGUAACAACAACGGUGGAAGUAAUAACGGUAAUGGUAACGGUAACGGUAAUGGAAAUGGGAACUCAAACCCAAGUCCAAACUCAAACCCAAACCCAAGCCCAAGCCCAACGAAGCCCACUAAACCCACUAAACCCACGAAACCCACUAAGCCACCGGGGUACGCUGCUUCAACACAUUACGAUGUUUUAACACCGUUAGGUUCAGGAAGAGAACGGGCAUUGUGCCAAGCUAGAGGAAAAUGUAACAAGAAAACGCUGACGUGUCCAGAGGAAUGCCCAACAAGAAAGCCUAAGAAUAACAAGAAGAAGAAAGGUUGUUAUGUUGAUUGCAGCAGCAAAUGUGAAGUUACUUGCAAGUUUAGAAGACCCAACUGUAAUGGUUACGGUUCACUCUGCUACGAUCCACGUUUUGUUGGCGGUGACGGUGUAAUGUUCUACUUCCACGGCGCAAAGGAUGGAAACUUUGCCAUAGUCUCCGACGAAAACCUCCACAUAAAUGCCCACUUCAUCGGAACAAGGCCUCAAGGAAGGACUCGAGAUUUCACAUGGGUCCAAGCCCUAUCUGUCAUGUUCGACACCCACACCCUUGUCAUUGGAGCAAAACGUGUCUCACAAUGGAACGAUGGUGUGGAUGCCCUCACCGUUAGCUGGGACGGUGAGUCCAUCCAAAUCCCAACUAACGGAGAGGCUGAAUGGAGAGCUGACAGCUCUCUCAGCAAACGACAAGUCGUUUUGGAGAGAACUGACGAUUAUAACAGUGUCAGAGUAACAGUGGCAGGUCUUGUCCAAAUGGACAUUAAAGUGAAACCCAUUGGGAAAGAGGAGAACAAAAUCCACAACUAUCAAAUCCCAAAAGGAGAUUCCUUUGCUCACUUGGAAACUCAGUUCAAAUUCUUGGAUUUGUCAGAUUCUGUUGAAGGAGUUUUGGGUAAGACUUACAGACCUGGGUACGUGAGCCCGGUGAAGAUUGGAGUUCCGAUGCCAAUCAUGGGUGGAGAAGAUAAGUACAAAACGACGUCGUUGUAUUCUCCUCUUUGUAAGCAUUGCAGGUUUCAGAGGCCAAACAAUGGUGAUGAAGUUGCUCAAUUCUGAUGAUAAUAACAUAUAUAGAAAUUCAUAACAAUAAAUGUUAUAUUUGGUUUUGAGAAACAUACUUUAAUUUCUUAUUUAUGCUAUAUUUUGUAAUUUAAUAUUGUAAAACACAAAUAAAGGGCUAAAAAAAUGUCCAUGUAUUCAUUUUUUCAUUAAUCUU